Messenger RNA from Phascolarctos cinereus (koala), 1376 nucleotides. RefSeq names its product serine protease 38-like. Gene Ontology annotation, molecular function: serine-type endopeptidase activity. Gene Ontology annotation, biological process: proteolysis. The record is from RefSeq and is a predicted model, not a curated record. NCBI's taxonomy places the organism in Eukaryota, Metazoa, Chordata, Mammalia, Diprotodontia, Phascolarctidae.
UGAACAUUCUGUGUUCUGUGUACUAAGGUUCUUCCUGGUGCUGAGAAUUCAUGUUCUGCAGCCACAAGGCACCCCUAAGACCUCUACUCCAACCACAGGAUCCCAUGGAAGUAACCGCUUUUGUCCAGUGUGUGGGAAACGCAGACUGAAGCAGAAAGACCCAAGGAUUAAGACAACAUGGGAGGGGAAGUGGCCUUGGCAAGUGAGCAUCCAGUAUGGGCAGCACCCCCUGUGUGAGGGCACCCUUAUCGACGUCCAGUGGGUGCUCACGGCAUCCCACUGCUUCCGGAGAACCAAUGACCCUACUGUCUACCAUGUUUUAGUGGGCAGCCAUAAGUUAUAUGAGAAGAGCCCCAAGUCUCUCACGGUUGGAGUGAAGAUGAUUUUUAGGCAUCCAGAUAUCUCAAAUAUUCAACCCUUUGGACAAGAUAUUGGGCUGGUCCUCCUGGAGGUUCCGGUGAGGUUGUCUCCGUAUGUCAUGCCUAUCUGCAUGCCAAGACCAGGCUUGAAUUUUGAAGAGAAGGUCUCUUGCUGGAUGACAGGCUGGGAAAGACCUACCAACACAGUGUUACCGGUAAAGGUCUCCUCUCUCCAGGAGGUCCAACUUCCUUUUAUUAAGAAUCCCGAGUGUAAUGCCCUCUACGUAUCCAUGGUGAAUAUCACAACUAACAAAGAGGUGUAUGAGAUAGAGGAUGACAUGCUGUGUGCAGGGGACAUCAGUAACCCCAAAGUGAUCUGCCUGGGAGAUGUUGGGAGCCCCCUCGUCUGUGAAUUCUCGAAGAUCUGGACUCAGGUGGCAGUGGUGAGCUGGAGCACCCAGUGUUCACCCACCUACCUGACCGUAUUUACCAGACUCAUCCCUUAUCUGGACUGGAUAGAAAAGACCAAAAAAAUCUCAUUUCUACGAACUAGGAAAAUUGGCAGGAUAGAGGAGAGAAGUGAAAGCACGUCGUGGUCUCGAUCAGGCACAUAUACCUUGUUUCCCACCCUCCUCGUCCCUUUGCAGAUUAUGCUCCUGCAUUAGUUGUUCUGCCUGGGUCUCCCAAUGGCCCCAUGAAGGCUUCUUCCCCACACCCCCAAGUUUUCUUUUGGCUCCUCUGUUCCAUCUUCCCUUGCUUUCACAUGGGCUUCCCUCCCCCCUCACGUCAUUCCAUCUUCAUCUCUUCAGGCCAGUCCCCCACUAGGCAAUUUGAUAGGCAAAUUUUCCAGAAGCGCAGUGGGGCCUGGUGUCCAAGUAGGUAGUGGGGAGGGGAUGGCACCGGGAAGAGGAUGGGGGUAGUGCUGGGCCGGAUCCUCUUCUGGAAGGAGCUGAGAGCCCCGAGGGGCUGGAAACAGACAGUCCUUGACUGUAAAAGGCACUGAGACUGAUAAUUUCA